AUGUCUGUCAAUUGGGUACUUCUAUCGCCGGCCACAAGCCCUCCAUACACACCUCUUCCCAACGAACAGACACUCCUAGUCGCGCCGCCGCGGAUAGGACUGUCAAUCACGACACCUUCACAUUACCCUGGCAAGCAACAGCAACCUUUCUCCAUCACCCACACUCUCGGCACGCUCUACCUUACCAACCAACGAAUCGUCUACCUGCCCGACAAGGCCACCGACAAAUUCAAGAGCUUCGCGGCACCUCUCAUCAACCUCCACGACUCGCACGUCACAGCACCUUUCUUCGGGCCAAACGUCUGGACAGCAGCACUACAACCUGUAAAUGGAGGAGGCAUACCCACACCAGCCGGCGGUGUGGUGGAGCUGAAGCUCACAUUCAAAGACGGAGGCGCAUACGACUUUUCUACGAAGUAUGAGCAGGUUCGGGAUAGGCUGCAGCAGGCGUUGGAAGUGGCGAGGUUGAAUGGGGAGCAGACUGGCAACUCAAGAGGUGGGGCACUGAAUGGGGUGGAUAUCUCAAAUGUCAACCUGGAGGAGUUGCCUGCAUAUUCAGAAGAGAGCGAUGGCCCGUUGCUGCCACCUACACAUGCUGCGGUUGCGAAUUCUCAACGAGUCGUCAGUCCGGUGUUGCAGCAGCAGGGAGAUAGCGGUGAUGCUGUUCAGGAUUUUAAUCGCUGGGUCAAGGUUCCAUCUUCAGGGCCAUGUGUCGGCCACAUGAUGAAACGGCUAUGCACGAUAGGACGCGGUUUCGGCAAUCCACUCGGCAAAGAAACGCCGACACUCUCCCGGACGGACUCGACCACCACUCACCUCGAAUCUACCCACCUGUCCCUCAAAGCUGUACACGACACGACACGACCCGACACACGAGACCUCACGAUCCUGACGAGAUCCCACGCCGCUUUUGCGCCUCAUGGCUGUGCUGGUCAUACACGAUCCACACACCAAUACAACGAUUUCCACACCAUGUUCUGGCGAUUUGGCGGCUACGCCAACAUCUCCACCCUCGAUACGAUCCUCGACAAGCAGGAUGUCACCGUGGAGGAAUUACUCGACGAGAGCGAUUUGAUCCAGGAGCUGAAGCAGCAGAACAGCAAGCUCAUAGAAUUCCUGCGCGAUGAUGCGGUGCUGAAGAAAUUGCUCACUUAUGUGACGGCCGAUAAGACGGACGAGGAACCAGAAGAGAAAGGCAAAGAAGCGGAGAAGGAGAAAUCGGCCGAGGAUGAUGAGAAGACGACGACUGGUCUGUCGUUCUUUGGAAAGGGCAAAGGCCGGGCAAGAUCCAAGUCGAGUUCGAAAAAGGACGGUGACGGUGAAACAGAGCAGGAGAAAAGGGAAACGCAACGCAAGAAGUACGCCCUUGUGUCGUGCGAAGUGCUGUCGUCCGAGGUCUGGUCGCUCACAGAGGCCGUGCUGGAGCAGCAAGAUGCUCUGCGCGAAUUCUGGCAGUACAUUCGGAGACCUGCUCCACUCGAUCCACUACAGGCCGGCUAUUUCACCAAAGUCAACGAGACGCUCUUGGACAAGAAGACCGAGGAUAUGCUGGCUUUCUUCAAAGGUCUGGACGGGAUCGUGCCGGCGAUGUUGCAGCAUGUCGAUUGUCCGAUGGUGAUGGAUCUGCUCUUGAAGAUCAUCUCACUGGAGAAGCACGAAGGCGGACAGGGAAUUGUGGAUUGGCUGCAAGGACAAGACCUUAUACCGCUUUUGUUGAGCUACCUCUCCCCAGAACAAAGCUCCGCCACGCAAACAUCAGCCGGGGACUUCUUGAAGGCAAUCAUCACAAUCUCCGCGAACGCGACCACCCAGGACCAGUCCGUGAUUGGACCAAAUGAACUCACACGCCAACUUGUGUCGGAAGAGUGCAUCAACACGUUGAUACAAGACAUGCUCCUCGGCGGAAACCCACUCACUGUCGGCGUCGGAAUCAUCAUCGAGGUCAUCCGCAAGAACAACUCCGACUACGACCUCGACAAUCAGAUCGGCCCUGAGCCGAAGACUUCCGAUCCCAUCUAUCUUGGGACACUCCUCCGACAAUUCGCCACUCAUGUUCCGGACUUCAUGAGACUGAUUCGCGCACCGUCAGCGAAGAAGCCAGACCUCAAAGCUGCGUUUGGCAGGAAAAUAGAGCCACUCGGAUUUGAUCGAUUCAAGACGUGCGAACUGAUGGCCGAAUUGCUACACUGCAGUAACAUGGGUCUGCUGAACGAGCGAGGUACGGACGAGGAAGUGAGAAAACGAGACGCGGAGAGAGAACGCCUAAAGGCGCAGGGUAAGUUGACUACGCCGAGACUACCAGACGCACACGACAACAGCUUCGAUGAGUUUGGUAGCUCGGUUGAUUCUCAUGGCUUCCACCACGCCGAGCGACCGAGUCAGGAGGAAAUGAACGAGAGGGAAGAAGAUCGAAGACUGGAAGUACAGAAUGCAUCCGACGAAGAUGGCUUCGAACAGGUCAAUGCGCCCUCGGAGGAUCAAACGGAGGACGAACCCGCCUUCGACGACCUCAACGACACUAUCGACCGCACGACACAUGGCGGACUACCUCUGUUGGAGAAAGUUGAGAAGAGAACUCCUUCCGACAUCCAAGUCAACUCACCGACCGACAUUGCCUCCAUUCCCGCACCACUAUCACCGAAGAAGCAAACAUCACCCACGAAACUUAUGCAUUUCGAUCCGCCACCUACGCAUGCGGCUGAUUCACCCACAACUGCUGGCGUGACCGACCAGAUCAAAUCGCUCGACGUCGACGAGGAUACCGUCAUGAGCGAAUUCGGUCAGGCGCCCGCGGAAGAGGGUAAGCACACCUCCCUACUGACAUCACGACUUGCAGCAGAGUGGCUAAGCGACAUUGCAGACGAAGAUGGUCCAUCAGAACUCGAGCGCGCUCUUGCCCGACCCGAGGACAAGCCCGCACCGCUUUUCGUCAGGAAGGACUCUCCUACGAAGGAGGAGGUCGAUGCGGACAGCUCACAAGACAUCGAUCAGAGCGUUGCGACGCUACACGGUCACGAACCUGCGCCUACUAAUGGAGAUCGUGCUCCAUACGAUACCGAGCUGGAUGGUAGCCCGGUCGUGGGUGACCUUCUCAAGAUUCAAUUCGUGGAGCACCAGGUCGUGCCAACUAUUCUUGACUUCUUCUUCCGCUUCCCUUGGAAUAACUUCCUUCAUAAUGUGGUAUACGACGUAGUCCAGCAAGUCUUCAACGGCACUCUGGACCGUGGCUACAAUCGAUCUUUAGCCUUCGACCUCUUCACGCCCACUCCUCUCAAAGAUGGCGAGACCAUCGAAACCAUUGGCCUGGCUUCGGGCCACGAUAUUACCGACCGCAUCCUUGACGGCCAGAAAGCCUCGGACGUUUCGCAAAAGGAGCGGAACAUGCGCUUAGGCUAUAUGGGACAUCUGACACUAAUAGCAGAAGAAGUGUGUAAAUUCGGUAACAAGCACCCUCCAGAAGCUCUGGAUGAGGCCAUCACGGAACGUGUCACUCGUGCUGAAUGGGUGACCUACGUGGAAGGAGUUCUUGCCGAUACUCGCGACAAGGACAAUGCCGUCCUCGGCGGUGUUCGCCCCGAAACCGCCAUCGGAAUCCGAUCCAUGGGAUCAGGAGGUGGUGUCUCCGCCGGCUUUAGCAACAACACAGCCAACACGCUCGCAAACGCCGGUCUAGGUGGAAACGGUGGCGGUAUGACACCGCAAGAUACUCUGGCGAUGUCGGAGGGCACUGUCGGCCAGUCAUUCGAGAUCAAUGCAGGAACGAUGCUGAGUGGGUUUGGGGAUGACGACGACGACGAGAUGGAAGACGAGGCCAUCACAAGAGAAAGGGACAGGAGAGCGGCAUUCGAGGACGACGAACAGAACUCUCUCAACCUCUCCCCCGAAGCCCACACCUCUUCCGCUCCCGCACCUUUGAACAUCCCUCCUUCCCGCGCCCGCCGCACCCUCGCCGCCCGCCUCGCGCAAAAGUCCAACCAAAACGCAUCCGGUAACCCGGAUGAGGUCGAAGACGAAUUAGCCCUGGAUCCCGACGCGGCGGACGCGGCGGCAUUGGAGGCUGCAAAGGAGAUGCCGGAUAGUCCGCCGAGCAUUGAUCUGGACGCUGCGAGCACUGCGGUGGCGGGUAGUGGUGCUGCGGCGGCAGCGGCGGGCGAUGCGAGUGGUGUAGGAGCCGGACAACAGCUCAGAGCAAGUCGCUUUUCGGGAUUAUUCAGCAGUUCCGACUCGGAUGAUAGUUCGGGCGAUAGCUCAUCUUCUCCGCCCGCAGCUGGAUCUCGACGGAGUGGUGUGCCUGAUGACGAAGACGCCGCGGGUCGGGAUGUCACGUUGGAGAGGGAAGGCGGUGAUUACGAAGAUGAUGAGGAAGAAGGGGAGUGGAGUGAUACGGGGUUUGGGACGAGUUCGGGAGAGCCGGUGGCGAAACGGAUGGGAGGGAAGGCGAGAAGACCGAGCAGAGGAGUGGAGUUGAAGGUGGUGGCCGGGAGUGGGCUGCACGAGGAGGCAUGA
Zymoseptoria tritici IPO323 is the source of this 4506-nucleotide messenger RNA. It is a transcript of the gene SIT4, whose product is annotated as SAP family cell cycle dependent phosphatase-associated protein. The transcript has 8 exons. Lineage: Eukaryota; Fungi; Ascomycota; Dothideomycetes; Mycosphaerellales; Mycosphaerellaceae. The record is from RefSeq and is a predicted model, not a curated record. Gene Ontology annotation, cellular component: nucleus; cytosol. Bases 1 to 4506 code for a protein of 1501 amino acids. Gene Ontology annotation, molecular function: protein phosphatase binding; protein phosphatase regulator activity.